This is a messenger RNA of Closterium sp. Naga37s-1, 9393 nucleotides long. The record is from the annotation of a GenBank genome assembly. Lineage: Eukaryota; Viridiplantae; Streptophyta; Zygnematophyceae; Desmidiales; Closteriaceae.
AUGCCGAAGCCUCUGCUACGGCACCCAUCCAACCCUGUCCCAGACCAAUGUCCCCGCGCUCCCCUUCCCGACUCCAUACACGAGCUCGCAUCGCGCGUCUUCGGUUCCGGAAAGUCCGGGAACAGGAAAUUUCUAACCGCGCACAAGGGCACUAGAAAUGCCGCGCGGAAAGGCCAGGAUGAGGCGGGGACGACGGGGCAGCGGUUCGUGGCGACGGCGGGGUUCGUGUCGAUCGAGGCGGCGUCUGUGAUGCAGCAGGCGCUGCGAUUGUGGUCCAUGAUGAGUCCCGUGGAGAUCGAACGGCUCAUGACCAGCCUCCAGGACACGGCCCUCAUUCUCUUCGUCUACCACGAUCCCGUGCACCUCUGGACGCUCGCUGGUACGUGCCAUUCACCUCUGGACGCUCUAUGGGUUAGAGCUGAUGGAGAGUCUGGAGAAGCUGGCGGAGCGGGUGGUGGCGAUGGGGAUGAAGUGCGAGGAGACGCGGCUGCGCGGAGUGACGGCCCCGUUUACACCCCCUCUCACUCCCCGGCCAUUUUCCCCCAACCCCCUCCUCUCUUAGGUCUAGAGCUGAUGGAGAGUCUAGAGAAGCUGGCGGAGCGCGUGGCGGCGAUGGGGAUGAAGUGCGAGGAGACGCGGCUGCACGGGCUGGCGUUCUACUUCAACGAGCUGCGCCACCCCGCCACCCAGUUCCCCGCCUUCCGCCUGCAGCCGGGGGAGCAGGAGAGCCUCAUGUGCUACAUGCGGGAGCAGGUGGAGCGAGUGGAGGAGCUGCGGCAGUGCAUGGAGCGAAUCAACACUGUGCGCUCCAGCAUCAAGAAGAUGCAGGGGCUGGUGUCGCAGUCAUCUGCCUCCUCCAACCUGCUGGCUGAGCUCGAAUCCGUCUCAGAGGACUACGAGCUCGACGACAACGACCCCCCCCAGUGCGUCCUCACAUCACAUCACAUGCUUCCUUCACCCGCCCCCCACUCCUCUGCCUCCUCCAACUUACUGGCUGAGCUCGAAUCUGUCUCAGCAGAGGACUACGAGCUCGACGACACUGACCCCCCCCAGACCAACCUGCCCUGCGACCUCCCCGGAGGGGAGGAGAUCUUCCGACUGAUGACUCGACUCACAGAGCUGCAGGCCAGGACCCUCUGGGCAGUGGAGCUGGACCACGUUGUCAGGGUGGGUGGCACGAGGGCGUAUGGGAGGAGGGCGGGUGGGAGGGGGCUGAAUGGGAGGAGGGUAGGUGUGACUGUAGUGACAGGGACGAUCAAGAGAGAGCUGCAGGCGAGGGCCCUCUGGGCAGUGGAGCUGGACCACGUUGUCAGGAUCCUCGUUUUAACCAUCUUCAUGAUCCGAGACCGUGUGCUCCCUGUCUUUGGCAUCAACGCACACUCGGAUGAGAGCGUGUCGGAGAACACUCUCCCCUUCAGUCCUCCAACUUUCUCCUCCUCUCCCCUCCCUCCCCCCAUGCCUCCCCCGCUCCCCACAACCCAGAUCCUCGUGCUAACCAUCUUCAUGAUCCGAGACCGCGUGCUCUCAGUGUUCGGGAUCGAUGCCCACUCCGAUGAGAGCGUGUCAGAGAACGAGACACUGGGUUCGGCGGGCCUGGCGCUGCGCUAUGCACGCAUCAUCCUGCUCGCAGAGAAGCUCAUGAAGUACCCCUUCAUGGCUGCUGGCGGCACCACUAGUCUGGGGCCUGGCACUGCCUUAUGCAUCAUACUGCUUGCAGAGAAGCUCAUGAAGUACCCCUUCAUGGCUGCUGGCGGCACCACCAGAGACGAGCUGUUUGGCAUGCUGACAAACGACAUGCGCACCAUCCUAGCAGGCCGCCUCGUCCCAGUCAUGAAGGAGGAGCAGCAGAAGCGCGAGCAGGAGGAGGAGGCUCGGCGCCGAGCCGGCCUCCCCCGAGCCGCCUCCUCAGACUCGGAUGAAGACGAGGACGGGUUUGUGUGGCUCGGGAGCAAGGGGGGAGGAGCGGGAGGAGCGGGCACAGCACGGGUUAAGGGGGGAGGGAAGGGAGAGAAGGAAGGAGAUGAUGAGGAGGAAGCGGAAGCACCGUGGGAGCGGAAACUCAAGUGGGGGAUGGAGUUUCUCCCAACCCUCGCUCGCAACACCAUCACCUUUUCCGAGCUCAAUUCCAUCCGGAAAACCUCUGUCACAUCGAGCAGCCACGUGCUGCGAGUCCAAACGCUCUUCCACGCGCAAAAGGACGCCGUCAGUGCCACCCUCAUCGACUCCCUCGAAGGCCUCUCGCUCCUUGUCGCAUCUGAUCCGUCCAAUACCACGCAGAUCCGAUCGAAGAAAGCCGCUGCUUUGGCGGCCGCUCAGGCAGAGAAAGCCCAGGCGAAAUCGGGCGAGCCGCGGCAAGUGCUUGUAACGGGGAUAUUUAAAGCGAAGCGGACGACAAGCUGUAGCCCCACGGACGGGAUUGGCAGCUCACCGCUGCUACUCUCCCAGUCGUCUCUCUCCUCCUCCCUCCUCUCCUCUUCCUCCUCCUCCUCCGUUGCCCCCUCCGCGUCCCCCUUUAGGUCAUCUUCUGCCUCUGCUGCUGUCCUGGCUGCUGCGAUGGGGGGAGACGGGAGGGACUCUGCUGCAGCUGCUCUGCGGGCGAUAAGAGGAGGAGGAGGAGGAGGAGGAGGGGGAGGAGGGGGGAAAGGAGGGGGAGUUCUGAAAAUGCCUUUUGUUAAGGGAGGCAAGCAGGCGGGCGCUAAGGGUGGUGCUGCAGCGCCUGCUGUGAAAAGCGCUGGUGGUGGGGCUGGUGGGGCUGGUGCGGGGAAGGUUCCAGGAAAGGUGAAGCCGCUUUGGGAGGAGGAUACAGACGAGCAAGAUCUAGUGAGAUCGGCGCUGUCGACCUGCCAAGAGGAGAGAGGGGGGGACGGGAAGGAGGGAGGCGAGAGGGGAGGAGUGGGGAGAAGAGAGCAGGUGCAGGCGAGAGAGAAAGGAGGGAGGAUGAUGAUGCGUGGAGGGUCGGAGAAAGAGCGGAAAGGAAAACCGGUGAAACCCUUAUGGGAAGAGGAUACAGACGAUGAGGAUUUAGUGAGGUCUGUGACUCUACCUGUGAGUAAGGACGGGGUUGGGAGCAAGGGAGAGCAGGAGGGGGCCGGGGAGGAGGGAGGGAAGAAGAAAAUGCUCUGGGAGGAAGAUUCCGACGAUGAGUCGCUGGUUCGCGCGGUAACCGCAUCUGCUACCACCGUUGCUGCAGCUGUUACAGCUGCUGGGGUGGGCGUGGUAACCAGAGGGACUGGGGGCGCUGCAGGUGCUGGUGGGGGUGGGAGAGGUGGUGGAGGAGGGGGAAGAGGUGGUGGAGGGGGGGGUAGAGGUGCUAGUGGUGGGGGUAGAGGGGCUGGCGAAGGGGGGAGAGGGGCAGGUGGAGGGCAGAAGAAGGUGCAGCCUCUGUGGGAGGACUCUGAUGAUGAGAGUCUGCGGUUGGACGCAGCGAAGUGGGCAGAGGGGCGGGAGGAGAGAGACGGGCGAGAUGCGAGAGAAGGACGAGAAGGGAAAGCAGGAAAAGGAGGGGGAGGGGGAGCGAGAGGAGGGGGAGGGGGUGGGGGAGGGGGAGGAGCGAAGGGAGAGAGAGGAGGAACGAAGGCUCGGCCGUUGUGGGAGGAGAAUGCGGAGGAUGAGGACAUGGUGAGGGCCGUUGCUGUGCCCACCCCCCGCUCUGCCACCCCCCCUCCCCGCUCUGCCACCCUCACUCCUCGCUCUGCCACCCCGCCUCCCCGCUCUGCCACCCCCCCUCCUGUGGUACCGAUAGCCUCUGGUCGGGGAGCGGCAGGGAGAGCGGAUGCAGGGAUGGGAGGGAGGGUGGAGGAGAGGACAGGUAGGAGGGCGGAGGGGAGAGGAGAGGGGAGGGCGGAUGGGAGGGGUGACGGGAGGAUGGAUGGGAGGAGGGAAGAGGGGGCGGUGGAGGGGAUGGAAGGAGGGAUGGAGGUGGGGAGGAAGGGAAGAGCGGAAUACAUGCGUAUGGCAGACGAGGGAGAGGGUUGGGAGGAAGGGGAGGAGGAGUGGGAAGAGGGCGAGGGCUGGGAGGAGGGAGAGGAGGAAUGGGAAGGGGAAGAGGGCGAGGAGGAGUGGGAGGGGGAAGAGGGAGAGGAGGAGCAAUAUGAGCCGGUCGUGAAGGCUGGGCAGGCGAGCAGAAAGGAGGGCACAGGCGGGAUCAAGCAGUCAUUGGCGCAGGAUGAAUGGCAGAGGCAGCAAGCGGAGCAGGAGGCGUGGGAACAGGAGCAACUGGAGCAGGAAAAGUGGGAGCAGGAGCACCAGAAUGAGCAGCAGAGGCAGGUGCAGAAGCCAAAGCAGCAAGUGACUUGGGACCAGCAUCACUCACAGGAGGAUGGCGAGGAGGAAUAUGAAGGCGAGGAGUAUGAAGGAGAUGAGGAGUAUGCAGAAGAGGAAGAAGAAGAGGAAGUGCCCGUGGUGCCUGUGAGAGCAAUGGCCCGAGCAGCCACUGCACCCACAUCCCGCCUUGAUAAAAUGUCCAAGUCAGCGGGUGCUGAUGCCGCGGGGAAGAAGAAGAGCGGUAAGAAGGCUGCACUGCAUCGUGUGGCGUCUGAAUCUACCACCUCUGACCUGUAUGCAUCUGGUCAGAAGUCCUCUUUUGAUUCGGCUCAGAAGGCGCGGGGAGCAGGGGGGGUUGCUCCUGGUAUGUAUGAGGGGGCUCAGAAGUCGCCUGGUGUGGGGCGGCAGCAGCGGCAGAUGCAUGUUCACUGGGACGAGAGCGUGGGCGCUGGUAGAGGGGAGCGAGGAGAGAGAGGGGAGCGAUGGGAGGGAGAAGCAGAGGAGGAGCAGUGGCUGGGUGCGGGUUCGUUGUCUGAAACAGCUGCUUCGGGAAAGGAAGGCAAGAAGGGGAAGGCUGGGAAGAAAGGGUCCCAGCAGGGAAAUGCUGAAGGGGAGAAAGGCGAGAGGGCAGCAGGGGAGGGAGGAACAGGAAAGAAGAAGCAAACCGGGGAAGCGAAGAAGGCUGGGAAGAAAGUUGCAAAGAAGGGUGCGGCGCAGCAGGGGGCUGGGGGAGCGGAGGAGGAGGAGGAGGGGCUGGGAAGGACUGUGAGUGCAGCUUCAUCCGCCUCCCGCUCGUCCUCUGGCACAUCGUCAUCGCCUGCUAAGGGCGAGAGGCGGAAAGCUGGGGAGAAGGAGAGCGGGAAGAAGAGUGGGAAGAAGGCGGGGCAGACCGCCCAGCCGCAGGUGGCAGUGUGGGAGGGGGACGAGGAGGAGGAGGGGCUGUUUAGGGAUGGAUCUUCUGCGGCUGCUGCUGCUGCUGCUGGGGGGAAGGAGAAGGCAGACCGUGCCUCUUCUCCUGCCUCUGCGUCCCGCUUGUCUCACUCCCUCUCGCCCUCUUCUCGCGCUGCCAACACCAGCACUCGCCCUCAAGCAAGCCGCUAUGCAGGCUUGCAAGAAAGGUAUGAGGAAGAGGAGGAAGAGGAGGAGGAGGACGACGAGGAGGAGGAGGACGAGGAGGAGGAGGAGGAGGAAGAAGAAGAGUAUGAAGAGGAGGUGGAGAGUGAGAGAUACAGAGGGAGGAUGGAGGAAGGGAGUAUAGAUUUCGAUGCCUCUCACCAGGAACUCGCCUUUGGGGCGGGGCAAGGAAGGCAGGAGCAGAGAGGGGUGGUAGGGGGAGGCAGUUUGGACUUUGAUGCUCCGCAACACGAGCUGCCCUCUCCCUCUCAAAUGCCAUCCGGAGGGCUGUUUGCGGCACGGCAGAAACAGUGGCAGCAGCAGCAGCAGCGGCAGCAGCAACAACAACAGCCACAGCAGCAGCAGCAGAAGCAGCAGCAGAAGCAGAAGCAACAGCAGCAGGCAGCACCGUCGGCAUCACGAAACCAGUAUUACGAUGACGAGGAUGAAUACGAAGGUAACGCACAUGAUGAGUAUGGUGGUGCUGCUGGUGGCCGGGACAAUGGCAGGGGCGACGGCAGGGGCGGAUGGGACCAUGAUUACGAAUAUGAAGAGGAGGAGGAAUGGGACGAGGAGGCCGAAGAGGAACUGUAUAACCAAGGAGAAGGCGGAGAAGCAACGGGAGGAGGUGGUGCCAUUACGUCUCUAUCUCCCUCUGCUGCUGCCUUCUACCUGGCUACAACCUCCUCCUUUGGACACGAAGACCCUGUUGACUCCUCCUCCCCAGACACCUCCUCUGGCUUCCCCCCUCCGAGACCAUCCCCCCGGCAAGCCCCCCGCUCACCCUCCUCUGCUUACGCCUCACUUCCCUCUUCCUCUCCAACCGACGCUGCUCCUGCUGCUGCUGCUGGUGCUGCUUCUGGUGGUGGAGCUGGGAAGAAGGAACGGUCAAAGUCCCCUCUGGCUCGGCUAAAGCGCUCCCUCUCCCCUCUCUCUCGCCGGCACGCCUCUCCUGGUAAAUCAGGAUCAGCAGGUAAUAGCACUGCUGCAGCAGCAGCUGCUGCAGUGGCUGCUGCCGGUGGUAGCAGCAUGGGUUCUUUCUCAGAGCUACAGUCCCAACCGAGCCUGUCGUCAGGCUCAAUCAGCAGCUCGCCGAGCCAGUCCAUGGAUCGGCAGUCCCCGAGCCUGAUGAUGCUGGAUCGGGUCUCCCCAACCAACUCAAUGGAGAGAAGGAACCCGCAGGAGCGGGGAGGUUUGGAUCGGGAUCGAGGGUCAAUGGAACGAAAUUCCAUGGAAAGGCGAUUGUUUGACCGCCACUCCUCCCCUUCCCAUGACCGAAUCUGGUCUCCCCGUCACUCCUCUGGGAUGGGUCAACAGCAGCAGCAGGCGGAGGGGUCGGCCUCGCCUGACCUCUCUGCUUCUCCUGACAUUCAUGCAGACGGCAGGUCUAUUGGAAGAGAGGGUGGUUCGAGCUUCCGAUCCUCACUUGCUGCGGUGCUGAUGUCACCUCCGAUCCUGCGCGGCAGCGCCGGGGGCAGCGCCUUCCCAACCUCCAGCUCAGCCUCGGAAGCCUCGUCCCGGCACCCGCACAAGGGCGGGAAAGUUAUCCCGAACCUGCUCCGGCUGAACCUGAAAAAAGACAAGGGAGAGGGACAUAGGGAGGGGAGAGAGGGGCGGGAUAAUCAACCCGGCACCCCACCCUCCCCGUUGCUAGAGCAUGUGCUGAAAGGCUAUCCCAUGAGUAACUAUGAUGGAAUACCAAGGGGUUUGUCUGAGGAUUCAUCUGAUCAAAGGUAUGUGAGAGGCGGUGAGGGGAGUGAGGGCAGCAGCAGUGGGCGGCUGAGUGGGGAGGAUCCGAGAGAGUGGGAGGAGGGCAGGAGGGGAUUUGAUGCGAGGGGGAGUAACAGGGAAAGGGUUGACUCUGGGGAUGCUAUUCGCAAAACGAGCUCGUAUGAGAGGGGUGGGGCAAGGAGCGAGGAAGCAGGGGUGGGUGCCACUGCCAGGGGUGGGAUUCGAUCUCCGAUCCUCAAGCCAGCUUCAACUGAAGAGGAGGCGUUUUUUGAGCGGGCAAGGCAGGAGGAGGAGCGAUUAGCACGUGAGAGGGGUGGCAGUGGUGGUGGUAGUGGAGGGGGAGGUGGGGAAGCAGCGGCGGGUAACGAUUCUUGGUUGCGGGACGAAGACACAGCGGCACCGGCUUUAAGCCCUCUGAAAUAUGCACCGAGUGCUUUCAGUAGGAGGAUCAGAGCGCUGAAAAUGUCGACAAUGACGUCAGCCCACAGAGGCCUUACAGCGCUUCCUACUGCGCAAAACGCUGGUUCUGGUGAACUCUCUUGUUGUCCACGUGUCGUUUCAGCCGCAUUCGGCGGUGCGAAGAAGAUUAAGUCGGCCUCGUCGAGUCUGGUAGGACAGCCGCUUCCAGUGGCUGUUUCCCGCGCUAGCAGCGGCCACAGACGAGGCGGUGCGUUGGCGACAACGUGCUCGUCGCAGAGCGUUUCGGAGAAGUUCGCAGAGCUUCGCGCGAAGAAUGAACGCAUUGGUCGCACGAGCCCCUCAGCCCGCAUUUGCUGUUCACCCGCUCCCCCGCAGGUGGCGCUGAUCCCCUUUAUAGUCGCGGGGGACCCCGAUCUGGCCACCACGGAGCGCGCGCUGAAGCUGCUGUGCGAAACGGGCGCUGACGUCAUCGAGCUGGGCGUGCCCUACUCGGACCCGCUUGCUGACGGGCCCGUCAUCCAGGCAUCUGCCACCCGAGCCCUGGCGAACCACACGGACCUACAGUCAGUCAUAGACCUCCUCAAACGGGUCACCCCCUCCCUGAGCGCGCCCAUAGUUCUCUUCACCUACUACAACCCCAUCAUGAAGCGCGGCGUCAACAAGUUCAUGGGGGAGAUUAAAGCCGCGGGGGCGGCAGGCAUAGUGGUGCCGGACGUGCCUCUGGAAGAGACCAAGGUGCUGCGAGAGGUUGCCACCGCCAACGGACUAGAACUGGUGAGCGUGGGGUCGUGUCUGGUGAGGAUGGGCGUCUGGGAGCUCGAGUAUGGUACUGGUGUAGCAGCUGUCAUGUCCCAUAGUGGUGCCGUACGUGCCACUGGAGGAAACCAAGGCACUGCUAACGCCAUUCCCCUCUCACUCCCUCUCCCCCCUCUUCCUCCCCCCUUCUCUCCCCUCUCCCCCCUCUUCCUCCCCCCUUCUCUCCCCUCUCCCCCCUCUUCCUCCCCCCUUCUCUCCCCUCUCCCCCCUCUUCCUCCCCCCUUCUCUCCCCUCUCCCCACAGGUGCUGCUAACAACGCCCACCACCCCCACCGAGAGAAUGGGAGCCAUUGCUGACGUCACCCAGGGCUUCCUUUACCUUGUAAGCAGCCGCCUUGCUGCCGUGCCUUCUUUCUCCUCCGCCCCUUCUCCCUCCGCCCCUUUUCCUCCGCCCCUUCUCCUCCCCCCCUUCUCCCUCCGCCCCUUCUCCUCUGGCCCUUCUCCUCCGCCCCUUCUCCUCUGCCCCUUCUCCUCCGCCCCUUCUCCUCUGCCCCUUCUCCUCCGCCCCUUCUCCGCCUCUUCUCCUUCGCCCCUUCUCCUCCGCCCCUUCUCCUCCACACCUUCUCUUCUGCCCCUCUUCCUCUGCCCCUUCUCCUCUGCCCCUUCUCCUCCGCCCCUUCUCCGCCUCUUCUCCUUCGCCCCUUCUCCUCCGCCCCUUCUCCUCCACACCUUCUCUUCUGCCCCUCCUCCUCUGCCCCUCUUCCUCUGCCCCUCCUCCUCUGCCCCUUCUCCCCUCCCUGAAUUCUCUUCUCUCCUCAACGUGAGUCUAACGGGAGUGACGGGCGAGCGGCAGGCAGUGCAGGGGCGGGUGGAGCAGCUACUCAAGGACAUCAAAGCAUCCACAGACAAGCCAGUCGCUGUGGGCUUUGGCAUUUCUGCGCCUGAGCAUGCCGAGCAGGUGAUGUCAUGGGGAGCGGACGGAGUGAUCGUGGGGUCAGCGCUGGUGAAGCUGCUGGGGGGAAGCGAGACGGCAGAGGAGGGACUGGCAAAGGUCGGCACUCUCAUGCGCUCGCUGAAAGCAGCAACGGCCCGCAACCUGCAGAGGGCAUAA